Molecule: messenger RNA, 1373 nt
Organism: Panicum hallii
Lineage: Eukaryota; Viridiplantae; Streptophyta; Magnoliopsida; Poales; Poaceae
Product: ABSCISIC ACID-INSENSITIVE 5-like protein 5
Exons: 3
Coding region: 396-1181 (261 amino acids)
Biological process (GO): positive regulation of DNA-templated transcription
Cellular component (GO): nucleus
Molecular function (GO): DNA-binding transcription factor activity
Source: RefSeq, a predicted model, not a curated record
CUUCACCUUCUCCUUCACAGGCAGCUAGCUCUCCUCCCCUCCCUCCCUCCCUCCUCUGCUUCCUACCCUUUUAGGACCCUCCUCACCCCCCUUGUGGCAAUCCUAAAAUUAAUGCUCCCAUCUGCUGCUGGUGCAUCGAUCUGGUCCCUCCUCCCCUUGCUCAGGUAAAAAGAAGAAGAAGCAAGAACUGCACCCCUCCUGCUCCUAUUGCUCGCAAGAUUCUCCCUUUCUUGUCAUGCGGAGAGCCCCCAAAGAUUUUGUUUCCGCUGUCGCCGCUUCGAUUGAGCCAGUAGUUGCUCUUCUUGCCACUUCCGAUCUUUGUGCACCUGCCCUUGUUCAUGCCCUGCGCAGUGAUUCCUCCCCUCCUUUCUUUGCAGCUAGCCGAUCGCGCGUAGAUGGGAGUUCAGACAAUGUCGUCCCACGGCGACGACGGCCGCCGCGGCCUCUCGCGGCAGGGCUCGGUGUACAGCCUCACUCUGACCGAGGUGGAGACUCAGCUGGGCGAGCCGCUGCGGAGCAUGAACCUGGACGACCUCCUGCGCACCGUGCUGCCGGCCGGCCCCGCCACCGAGCCGGCGCCGGCGGCCAAGAAGACGGUGGACGAGGUGUGGCGCGACAUCCAGAGCGCCAGCGGCGCCCGGCAGCCGACCAUGGGCGAGAUGACGCUGGAGGACUUCCUCUCCCGCGCCGGCGUCACCGUCGACGCGGGCUGCGCCGGACCGCAUUGGCUGCACCAGUACCCGCCGCAGCAGCAGUACGUGGUGCCGCGGCCCUUGCCGCUCGGGUCCGGCGCCGGCCCGGCGGUGGACGGCGUCGGGGUCGGUGUCUUCCUUUCGCAGGUGGCCGGCCGGAAGCGCGGCGCGACGGCGGCGGUGGGCGGGGACGGCGUGGUGGAGAGGACGGUGGAGCGGCGGCAGAAGCGCAUGAUCAAGAACCGCGAAUCCGCGGCGAGGUCCCGGGCCAGGAGGCAGGCGUACACCAACGAGCUGGAGAACAAGGUCGCCCGGCUGGAGGAGGAGAACAAGCGUCUCAGGGAGCUCAAGAUGCUGCCACCGCUGGAGCUGCCACCGGAGCAUGAGCGGCGGCCGGUGCCCCAGCCGCCGCCGGUGCAUGAGCGGUGGCCGGUGCCCCGGCCGGAGGCGAAGCAGCCGCUCCGGCGAAGGAAUUCAGCCACCUUCUGAUGAGACGAUGGGCCGUGAAAGCUAGCGGGCGUAUGUUCAUAGGGUUGGGUCUGUGCUUGGAUAGUUGGAUGGAUGGUGUCUGUGUACCGAACGAACGAACGAACUCUGCUCUGUCUGCAGUAGCAGUGCAGAUUGUGGACGGGUGCUGCUGCAUGCAAUGAAAGCAAUGCUUCCUUCCAUGCUUGUGCUGAA